AGACAUGUUGAGAAAACACAGGAGAUAUCAUCCCUCGAAUAUUUUACUUUUGUCAGAUUGGACUGUGAGAAGCUGAGAAGGAGUUUAGCGGACGCAACCCGUAAACUCUCCAAUACGCUUCUCAAGAACGUAGUGGAUACUUACAGAGGAGAGAAUGAAAACAUCUGUCAAUCCUUCCUCCAGAUAGAACAAAAAGCACUAAGGCCCCCGGAGAGUACCCAGGAGAUGAUUAACCUGGGUGAGUAUAUGUUGAACGUGAAGAACAAGGUGAUGAACUCUCUGAAGGAGGAGAUCGAGUGCUCCAAGGGUCAUCUCCUCUACCUCAUUGAUGUUCACAUCUUCUCCAAGGAGGAUAUAAACCUGAAUACAACCACCCUAGCUUGGCCCCAGAAGAUUAAACCUGUAUUUGAGCAGAACACAGAGAUAGUGGAGGACUGCAAGGCCAGGUUCGAAGAGAGGUUGCAGAGUAAGUCGGAGAAUAUUACGAAGGAGUUGGUUAAACUAAAUGGUAGAGUAAAAGAACUUGAGGAUCUCGGAGAGAUGAAAAAUAUCCAACAGUACACAUAUGAAGUUAGGUUGCUCCAGAAUAAGCUGAAGAGUUUAGAGAAUACUAUCUGCUGGGUAAACGAAGAGGAAGCUCUAUUCAAGUUCCCGCAGACCUCCUACCUAGGCGUCGGGGACAUCUCCACUAUCAGCACCGGGGAGGGGAAGAUGAAGGCCGAGAUUGAACCCUAUGCCCGACUUUUCAACACCGUCCUGAAAUGGCAGAAGGCUGAGAAGAAAUGGAUGGACGGAGCGUUUCUAGAUCUAAACUCUCAUCAGAUUACUAGCGAUAUCGACGAGUUCUCGGUAGAGAUGGUCAAACUUCAGAAACUAUUUAAAUCUAAGUUUAAGCAGGCUGCGCUGGACGGAGAAUCUAAAUAUUCCAAGAUGAAUCUGGAUGAUGCAGACCCAGAGCAGCUUCCACCUCCGCUUAAGAUCUGUGCACUGACUAUCACAGCUAUCAGUAAGUUUACAGAGAAUAUCCGGGUUGUGUCCUGUCUCUGUAAUCCGGGAAUCCGAGCUAGACAUUGGACUCUCAUGUCAGAUAUCAUAGGGUAUGAUAUUACUCCAAACUCCGGGUCUAGUCUGAGAAAGAUCCUAAAACUCAGUCUUGAACCGUUCAUGGAGAAGUUAGAAGAGGUGAGUGUAGCUGCUACCAAGGAGCAUGCACUAGAGAUGAAUUUGAAGGAAAUGAAAAGUCAAUGGAAUGAUAUAUCAUUUCAAACUGUCAAAUAUAGAGAUACAGCAAACAAGAUACUAGGCUCAGUAGAUCUAAUAGAAUCUUAUCUAGAGGAUCACUUGACAAAAACCCAAGCUAUGCGAGGUUCUCCCUACUUUAAACCUUUCGAGAAGGAAGUUUUGGGUUGGGAGAGUCAACUACUCCGUAUAGAGGAGUGUAUCAGGGUAUGGCAGGAGGUACAGAAAAAAUGGUUGUAUAUGGAGUCCAUGUUCGGAGUAGAAGAAAUAGUCCGUCCCCUCCAAGCAGAAAGCAACCUGUUUAAGGACGUGGACAAGACCUGGAAGGGUAUUAUGAGCUCCAUCAGCAAGGACCCCAGAGUUCUUGUGUCUGCAGGAGAGCAAGGGAUGCUGGAACAGUUAAAGUUAAGUUUAGAGAUUAUAGGUGUUAUUGACCAGGGAGUAAAUCAGUUUGUUGAAGAGAAGAAAACAAGUUUUCCAAGAUUUUUCUUCCUCUCCAACCAGGAUAUAUUGAAUGUGGUCUCCGAAACUAAAGAUCCAACCAGGGUUUCUCCAUACUGCCAGAAGAUAUUCGAAGGAAUUCAAAGUCUUGAGUUCAAUGAGAUUCAGGAAAUCCACUCCAUCAUCAGUCCGUCUAAUGAGACAGUUACAUUUACAUACCCUGUUCAACCUAGGGAAGCCAAGGGUUGUGUUGAGAAAUGGUUAACAGAGCUGGAAAAUCAUAUGUUUGGAACUUUAACCCAACUUUUUUUCUCUGCUAAAGAUACCUUGAGUAACUCCAAGCAAACUGAGCUGUUGGAUGAAUAUCCUUCUCAAGUUAUUCUAGCAGUUCAACAUCUGCUCUGGACACUGGACAUCCAGGAGGCAAUUAAAGGAGGGGAGCAGGCCUUGAAAGAACAAUUUGUAAAGCUGACAAAUGAUGUGAAAUACAUGAUUGAUUUUCUCCAAACCAAUGAUCUCACUGAACCUCUCCAAAUCUGUGUCAAAUCUAUGAUCAUACAACAGCUAUACUUUAAAGAGGUGACAGAGAAAGUCUACAGGGAUAGAAUAACGUCUGAAAAUGAUUUCCUUUGGAGUUCUCAGAUUCGAAUGCUGAUGGUUGAAAAUGAGCUCCAGGUCUCAGUGUUCAAUGUAACAAUAUCCUACAGGUAUGAGUAUAUUGGGAGUGUGAAAAGACUAGUAAUGACUCCUCAGACUCAUCAAGGUGUAAUAUGUCUAGCUCAAGCUUUCCAGUUAAACUAUUAUGGAAGCAUAACGGGACCUUGUGAUGUGGGUAAAUCCUCUCUGGGUAAAGAACUAGCAGCUUAUAUAGGAACCAUGUAUAGAGUCUUCUCUGGGUCUGAAAUGAACACACUCUCCUCUAUAUCAAACUUCUUGUGUGGAGUAGCCAGCUCAGGGUGCUGGGGAGUACUUGAGGACUAUGACAGAGCUAAUUCAGAAAUCAUGUCUUAUGCUUCCGUCUUCCUGGACAAUCUUCAGCAAACUACUCUUCAGAAAGAAGAAAAUCUUGUUCUAGAUAAUGGAAAAUCUCUUCCAAUAGAGUCUGGAUAUUUUGUUCUGAAAACAGGACACACUUCCUAUAUUGGGAGACACAAAGUUCCAGAAAGUUUAAAAUCUUUGUUUCGUCCAGUAACAAUACUAGCUCCUGAUAUAAAGAUUAUCCUUAAAACUAUUUUGAUAUCCUUUGGGUUCAAAAACGUGGAUUCUUUGGCUCAUAGUAUUUCAGACUUUCAAAACGUAUUCAAUAGUCAGUUUAAUAAGAAGAAGCAGUAUCAGUUUGGAUUAAGAAAAAUAGGAGAAUUUCUAGAACUGUCAAGAACAACCUUGAAGAAGAAAACUAAUGUCAAGGAAGAAGAGAUAGUAGCUAAUGCAUUGUUAGAGUGUAUAGUUCCUACUCUUCAACUGUCAGAUACAGUUGUAGUCAAGGAUAUACUUAAAACAGUAAUGAAGAUGGACAAAGAUCUUUCUGAAACUGAUCUUGUUUCUCAGGCAGAGCGUGCAGAAAAAUGCGCCAAGUAUCUUGAUCAAGGACAAGCUGUAAUUAUUGUUGGUCCCACUUACUCUGGUAAAACUACAAUAUUAAACCUAGCUGCUCAGAGGAGAAAUGUCAAGAAGAAAAUAAUUAUAAAUCCUAAGAGCAUGGAGAAAUCACAACUUUUUGGAACACAGGUUGGAGUGAAUUGGCAAAACGGCAUUCUAUCCAAGAAAUUUAGGGAGCUCUUUUUAGAAAAUAAGGAAAACUGGAUCAUUUUUGAUGGUCCUAUGGAUCACAGAUGGGUAGAAAAUCUCAACUCUUCAAUGGAUUUUAAGAAACUGGUAUAUUUUGACUCCGGGGAAACAGUUUGUAUUAAAUCAACCACAAAGAUAAUAUUUGAAUGCUCUGGUUUAGACAAUGUAACCCCUGCAACCCUUUCCAGGUGUGGAAUUAUAUCAAUACCUGGAUCAUGUCUUCCAUGGAAGAAUAUAUUUGAUAAAUGGAUGAGAAAAAUUGAGCAGGAAGCAUGGAUAGAAGGGCAUGAUGUUCUACUAAGGGAACUAUUUGAAUGGAUGCUCCCUCCACUAUUAGAACUCUUAAACUCCUGUAAGCUGGCAGGACAAGUUGUACCUAACAAUCUAGUUCAAUGCAGUCUAGAUCUGUUUGAACGAAUACUGCUGGAUGCUCUGGUAAACCUGAAGGAGAGAAAGUAUCUCCGAGGUUGGAUUCAAGCUGCAGUUGUUUAUGGUUCGAUCUGGUCCAUUGGAGGUUGCUUACUUGAUCAAGAUGAACGAGUUAAAUUUGAUUCUGGAGUUAGAGAAAUCAUAUUUGGAAAAAGUCAAGGGUAUCCUCUUCCCCAGUCCCUGAAUGGAAAGUUUGAUGCUCUGCCCCCAGUUGAAGGAGUUAUCUUUGAUUUUGUUUUUGAUUUCAAAGCUAGAGGACAAUGGAAGCACUGGAAUGAUGUCAUCAAAAAUACAGAAAUCCCAGAUGUGUACAACGUUUCAAAUCUUCUGAUCCCUACAAUAGAUAGCUCAAGAUAUGUCAAUAUUUUAGAGGCAUCCUUGAAAAUGAAUAAACCUUUCCUGCUCCUGGGACCAAGAGGUACAGGCAAAUCAACUUAUAUCACUGAUAUGCUCCAUAAUGAUCUAAAUUUAGAUGUGUAUGAUUAUCACAUAUUAAACUUCACACCUAACAUAACAUCUAAAUUUGUUUAUUCAAGUUUCAUUUCUUCUCUCACUAAGAAGUCGCCUCGAUCAUAUGGAUCAAAGACGGAUAAAAAGUUCGUCAUGUUCUUGGACAAUUUUGGAUUGCCUUUGCCUGAUGAGUUUGGAGAUCAAAUCCCAAAUGAAUUUAUUCAUUUGUUUCUAGAUCACAAAAAAAUGUUUGAUUUUGAAGAGUUCAAUGAUUAUGAACUAAAGAAUACAAACAUUGUCUGUUGUGCAAACUUUAGACCUGGGAUGAACCAAGAGCUCUCAAGUAGAACAUUGAGGCAUUUUCAUGCAGUCUCCUGCACUUACCCAAGUGAUGAUUCUUUACAGAAAAUAUUUGCGACAAAGAUGAACAUGUUUUUUAAAACCAGAUCUUUUCAACCAGAAGCAUCAGGAGUCGUGGCUCCUCUUGUUCAAUCCUCAAUAUAUAUUCACAAUCAACUGAGACAAAACUUGCUUCAAAUACCCAGCAAACCACAUUAUGUGUUUAAUGUACGAGAUAUUGCUGCUGUGCUGCAAGGAUGUAUGCUUCUACCUCGUGAACUCUCAGACAAUAAGAAGUUGUUUACUAGACUUUGGGUUCAUGAGGUUCUCAGGGUAUUCAAUGACAAGCUGGUUUCACCCGCUGAUACAGGAAUACUUUUUGAGAAUAUAAAACACUGUGUUAAAGUGAUUUUUAGAGAAAACUUUGAUUCUGCCUUUGAGCAUCUCGGAAAGGUAGACGGGUUCGUGACUGAGAUGAAUUUGCGGAACCUAAUGUUUGGUAAUUUUAUUAAAGAAGAGGAAAAACAGUUUUAUCAAGAAAUUACCAGUUUUGAGGAGUUUUCCAAGCAAACCAAACAAGCUAUUAAUCAACACUUUCAGGAAAUGCCAAAGGAAAAGUUCAACUUUGACACCUUUAAGUAUUCUAUGGAGAAUCUGAGCAAGGUUUGCAGAAUGCUCAGUAUGGAAAAUGGAAACAUUAUUCUCCUCGGAGAGGCUGGAACUGGAAGGGAGCUGACCACUAGAGUUGCAAGUAUCCUAAAAAAUGCUCUUAUGUAUACUCCGCCUAUUAGAGAAGACUUUUUAUUUCAAGAUUGGAGGAAUGAUUUUAAAAACCUGCUGAGAAAUGCUGGAGGUCUGGGGAAAUGCUGUAUUCUUUUCAUAAAUCCUGAAAUGCUGGACUAUGAUGUUUAUCUGAAUGAUAUCAAUACAUUUCUGACAAGCUCUGAUCUGCCCAAUUUAUUCUCAGUGGAGGAGAGAUAUGAAAUUACUGAGCAAGUUCAUAACUUUUUGAAAAGGUCCAAGGGAUGUGAAUCAGAACUGAGUCCUGCAGAAUUGUUUACCAAGUUUAAAGAGCGAUGUAGAGCAAAUCUCCAUAUAAUCAUGAAACUAUCAGUUGGUUCUAAAGUGCUGACAAUAAUAAGUAGAAAAUAUCCUAGAAUUGUUGAUAGCUCAACAAUAUCCAUCUUCCAGCAGUGGCCUGAUGAUGCAUUACAAAAGGUUGCAGAAACAUUCUUUGAAGAACUUGUGAUAGAUCGUGAAGAACGAAAAGCUCUGACUGGAAGUGUGAAAGAAGUUUAUUAUGAGAUGCUAAAGUUGGCUGAAGACAUCAAUACUACAUCAACUAUUAAAAUUGACAUUUCACCAUCCUCAUUUCUCUCUUGUACCCGAUCUUAUUCUAGAAUGUUCACCUCCUAUCUAUCUAGUUUGACAGCAAAAAAGAAAUUUUAUGAAGACAUCCUUCUGAAGUAUGGUUGGAUCAAAAAAGAGAUCAGUAGUCUGGAGAAAGAUAUUGCAGAUCUACAAACUCAGGGUGAAACACUGGAUGAAGACUUUAAAAAACUUGAAACUCAGUUGGAAUCAGAAAAUGGAGUUCUUGCAACAUUAAAUGCCGAUUUAUUAAUUGAAGAAGAGCGACUUCAAAGUGAACAGAAAAUACUGAAUAAUGUAAGAGAAAUUUGUGAAAAUGAAUUCAAAAAUGUCAAUGAGAAGAUAAAUGCUUGCAUAGUAUAUCUAAAAAACUGUUCUCCACUUGAAUUACAACAGCCAUGUCAGCUGAAGAAACCAAGUGCUCUAUUGAAAAGAACCAUGGCAGCUCUCUGUCUACUUCUAGAUAUUAAUCCUGAUAUGAUACCAGAUCCCUCCAGUAAAAAGAAGGAUGCUGAGGAGGUUCCUGAUUAUUGGGGUCCAGGUAAACGUCUUCUUCAGACCGCAGACUUUGUUUCAAAUUUGGAAAUGUUGGAAAAAGAAAAGGUUUCUGAAGAGAAGCUUUCUAUUCUAAGAAAUGAUUAUGUUAAUAGUGAUUUUGAACCAAGUGCUCUUGCUAAAUCUUCAAUAGUUGGGGAGACUAUUUGUAAAUGGGUUAAACUGACUGAAGCCUAUAUAACAAUUGACGAAGCUAAUCAGGCCAAGAAAGAUGAUUUGAAGGAAGCAGAAAUUAAAUACGAAAAGGCCAAACAAGAGUAUCACUUGAAAAAAGGUAAAGUUGAGGAUCAACAAGAUCGCAUAAAGGAGACUAAUCAGCAGAUGAAUGAAAAUAAGGAAAAGAAAAAGGAGUUGGUUGAGGAAUCAAGCUUCAUGGCGCUUAAGAAACAACGAGGUGAAGAACUAUUGGAAAUCUUACAAAAUGAGAAUGCUUGGUGGGGCGAGGAAAAAGAAAAGCAAGAAAAAUAUUUAGAAACAUUGAUCGGAAAUAUACUCCACCUGUCAAGUUUACUAUUCUAUCUUUCUGGAUUUCCAGAAACAUAUCGACAAGAUGCUCAAACAAAAAUUGAAAAUAUCCUUUUUAAAUGGAAACUUCCCUUUUCCAAUGAAGAUUUAAGAUUCUCUCUCAUUCUCUCCGAGACGGAAGUAUUACAGUGGGAGCUGCUUGGUUUACCAAAUAUCAGAUACUAUAUAACAAAUGCACUUGUCAUGAAGUUAUCACCAAGAUGGCCUCUUUUACUAGAUCCUGACAAUCAAACCGUUCACUGGCUUCAGAAGGUCCAAAAGAAGAACGGGUUAGUUUCAAUCAAUGUAGACGAUCAGGACCUUGUAGAGCAUUUAGUUGAUGCUGUUGAGAAAGGAUAUCCUCUUUUGAUCAUGAAUAUUAAAAAUACUAUAGACUCAUCAUUGAACAGACUUAUUAGGAAGGAAUACUUCACUGAAGAAGGAAUGGAAAAGGUUGAAAUAGGGACUAAAAUAGUUCAAGUUAACAAAAACUUCAGAUUGAUUUUCAGCACUGAAUCCAAGGCAAUAACAUUUUGCCCAUAUGUUCAAAUCCAUCUUCUUCUCAUUAAUUGUGUAUCGACUAAACAAGGCAUUGAAGAUAAUUUAAGAAGAAUGGUGGUUUCCAGAGAACGAACUGAUAUUCGUCAAAAGACAGAAUAUUUUGUAAACAGGUUCUGUGAGACAUCAAAAAUCUUGGAUCAGAAUAGGAGUAACAUUAUCAGGGUACUUCUUAAUACUGAUGGAAACAUUUUAGAACACGAGAAUGCCUGCAAGGAGGUUCAGGACAACCUUGUAGAAAUUCAGAGUUGUUUACUAAGAAAGACCAAACUGCUUGCCAUGCAAACUGAGAUAGAAGAAAUCAAUGCCAGCUAUAUUACAAUAGCUAAACAUGGAGCAACACUUCUAAACACUAUUAAAAAGUUAGAAGUGUUAAACCCAGUCUAUACAUUCUCAUUUAAAUGGUUUUUAAACCUUUUCCAAUCGUCGAUAGAGAAUAGUAACAAAUCUAAGGUUUUGACCAAGCGCAUCCGAUAUCUUUGCGAUCAUUUAACAUUCAACUGUUUUGUUCAAGUAUCCCAGUCUGUAUAUAUAGAGGAUAAAGAUACAUUCUCCUUUCUACUCUGUGUAGAUCUCAUGUUGCAUAGAGAAUUAAUCAGUGAAUUGGAAAUCAGAGUGUUAUUGGAAAGGGUUAAACCAUCCGACCUACCUAAUCCAUGUUCACUAUGGUUGUCCGAUGAAAAAUGGAACCAUGUAUGUAAAUUAGAACAAUUGGAUUGCUUCAAAGGGAUUGUCCAGGAUUUUCAUGACAAUGAUAGAAAAUGGAAGAUCAUUUUUGAUGCAGUUGAACCAGAUGACCUUCCUCUUCACCAGCCCUGGAACACAAGGCUAACAAGGCUGCACAAGUUAAUCAUUAUCAAAAUUCUGAGACCAGACAAAUUUCUGGAAAUUUUUGAAUCCUUUAUUUCAGAAAAUUUGGGAUAUAAGUUUGUUGAGCCAAUGCCGAAUGAUUUAGGAAGAAUUCUGUCAGACAGUUGUCCUAAAAUGCCAAUUUUGCUUUUGUUAGCAGAGAACCGCCAACCUCUUGAGAUGGUUAGAAAAUUAAGGAAAGUAAGACACAAGGAUAAAACUCGCGGCCUGAACAUAUUCAGUUUGAAUACGGAUCAACUCAAAACUAUUUGUACUUCCGUGGAACAUAGCUUGAAAGAUGGCUCCUGGGUGAUUAUUCAAAACUGUCAGUUCUCCAAGGAAGCAAGGAUUAAUAUGGAAAAGAUUUUCAUCCUUGUAUCAACCUCUACAGAUCUUAAUCAAGAUUUCAGACUUUGGUUUACAUCAGACCCUGUAUCAACCCUAGGGUCCCUGGUACCUGGAAACUGUUCCAAGUUUGUAAUUGAAGCUGCCAAGGAUAUGAAAGACACACUUCUGAAUGUUCUUCAACAAACCUUUCUUACAAAAGAACUCUUUGAGACGGGAACUCCUGGAAAAGAGAUUAGCUAUUCUAAACUAUUGUUUUCUCUUCUCUUUCUAGUUAUCAAAUUUAAUGGACGAAACUUCUACCCUAGACAGGGAUGGUCUCUAAAAACUCUGUUCAACAUGGUAGAUGCAGAGUUUGCUAUGCAUAGCUUGAGAAAUGUAAUCAGAAUGUUUGAAGGUAUAAAUUUCCCAGCCUUUAUCCACCUAAUUAAAGAAUGUAACCUGAAGCACAGAACUCAGGAUAAUCAAGAUCUUGAAAUGUUAAAUGUUUUGAUUGAUGAAGUUAUGAACGAAGAUGUUCUGACUGUGAACAGAUAUAAGCUCUCUGACUCUCCUCAUUAUCAUGUACCAAACAAGAUCCUUUUUACCGACUAUAUAGAUGCUGUCAAGAGCUGGCCUCAAAGAACACAAUUUGAUGCUUACAACAUAAGACAAAUUAUUGAAACUGAGAAUAACUGCAAUUUAGCAAGACAACUCCUGGAUAAACUACUGAAUGCAUACAGACUAAAAGAUAAAAAUAAAAGUUGUAUUAUCUCGGAGUUGAAAGCCCAUAUGAAAAAGCUAAAUGAUACUCUACCAACCUUAAAGCCCUCAGACCGAUUAGCCAGGACCCUGCAAGAAGAAGUUGAAGCAUAUACUGUAAUAAAAGAUAGUCUUUUGAUUCAAGUACAAGAACUGGAAGAUCAGAUUGAGGGGACUAGUUUCCUAGACCCUAGAUUAGAAGAACUACUGAUGUAUCUAGAAAACUACCAGGUGCCUCCAGGAUGGAUUGAACAGGCUGAUCUUGGGGUUCAGCACUCUCUUGAGUUUGUAGACACCGUGUUCAGUAACCUUAGAUACUUGCUUCAGUUAGAUCCAUCCACUGGGAUUCAACUUGGAGCUAUUCUGCAACCUCUCAGAUUGUUUGAAGCUGCUAAACUUGAUUUCUGUGAUAAAGAAGAAGUUCCUUAUCAUGAUGUUGGAGUAUCUACAUCUAUUCAAGAAAACUGCAGUGAAAGUAAGGCUGAUAGCAAAACCUUGCUGCUGAGAGGUUUAGUCCUGGAGUAUGCUGAGUUUAAUUUGAUAAAGGGAAGUUUAGAGCAUUGCAUGGAGAAAAGUAAACAUCUUAUUCCAUCUCUAACACUACAUUUCUAUAAUAAAUCUGAGUGUACAACACCGGAGGGGGUGGAUAUGUACAUGUGUCCCAUGUACAUUACUUCCAAUAGAGUUCUAUCCAAUGGGAGCUCAUCUUUAGUACUUCAUCUUUCAAUCCCAACUCAAGUUCCUAGUUCAGAACUUGUGAAAGCUGGGACAGCAAUUAUCAUCAGAAACUACAUGUAAAUAUAUGUUUGUAAAUAUAA
Molecule: messenger RNA, 10424 nt
Organism: Eurytemora carolleeae
Lineage: Eukaryota; Metazoa; Arthropoda; Copepoda; Calanoida; Temoridae
Product: dynein heavy chain 7, axonemal
Exons: 6
Coding region: 226-10404 (3392 amino acids)
Biological process (GO): microtubule-based movement
Cellular component (GO): dynein complex
Molecular function (GO): dynein light intermediate chain binding; dynein intermediate chain binding; minus-end-directed microtubule motor activity
Source: RefSeq, a predicted model, not a curated record